Molecule: messenger RNA, 669 nt
Organism: Rotaria socialis
Lineage: Eukaryota; Metazoa; Rotifera; Eurotatoria; Philodinida; Philodinidae
Source: the annotation of a GenBank genome assembly
AUGUCGCAUGAUCAUAGUAAAAAGCAUGAAUAUGAUAACAGAUAUUUCAACAGCAAUGAUCAAUAUCCAAAUGCUUCGCAACCAUACGUUGCAGCACCCAAUAUCAAUUCGAUGCCAACCAAAUAUUUAACAACAUCUGAUGAGCGCUCGUCCUCUGGACAACUACACCAGAUUAAUACAUCUGCUUCCCAUGAUCGACGAUUAAUCCCGAUAACAUCUGGUUUCAAAGUAUUUUUAAUUUGUUCAGGCCUACUUUAUUUUUUAUUUGUCAUCGUAAUUAUUGGACUGGACAUUGGUCUCAUAUUCUCUUCGUAUCGAACAUGGUAUCUUGGCUUUUAUCUAAGUGGCCUGCUGAUAUCUGCAGGCAUCAGCACGUUGGUUAUAUCAUGUCAACCAGCAUAUGCGCUGUUUUAUUUUCUGUUGACCUAUAUUUUUGCAUUGAUAGGAUCUUUCUUGAUUUCGAUUGCUAGCAUUGUUAAUCUAGCCCUAUCGAAAAAAUGCAGUACAAUACAGUCUGAUAACAAAUGCGAUGAUGUAUUGGCAUUUUCUAUCAAAGUGGCUCUUGUUGUCUUGUUUAUUCUUUCGUUCAUUCAUUCCACUAUUCAUCUAAUGGUUGCUGCAAAGAGAAGCACUACCAGAGUCGAAGUUUUGCAGGCGACAACACAUUAA